Pteropus alecto (black flying fox) is the source of this 4742-nucleotide messenger RNA. RefSeq names its product potassium channel tetramerization domain containing 20 (gene KCTD20). NCBI's taxonomy places the organism in Eukaryota, Metazoa, Chordata, Mammalia, Chiroptera, Pteropodidae. Bases 164 to 1420 code for a protein of 418 amino acids. Gene Ontology annotation, biological process: positive regulation of phosphorylation. The record is from RefSeq and is a predicted model, not a curated record. Gene Ontology annotation, cellular component: cytoplasm. The transcript has 9 exons. Gene Ontology annotation, molecular function: protein binding.
CUGUGUGCGCGCGCCUCCCGGGCGGAUUCAGGCCCCCAGCGUGCGGGCGCGGCAGGGGGCGGCAGAUCUGUUCUGAGGACCAAGAUUCAUUUGGGGGAUGGUUACAGAAUUGAACCAUGGAUUUUUUUCUGAUCAAGCAGACAGUUGAGCAUAGAGUCCAAGGAUGAGUGUUCACCGUGACAGUGAGAGCAACAGGUUAUUGCGACAGGAGGCCAACUGCCUGAUGGAUGAAACCUCAGCUGCAGCCCAAGAAAAAGAAACAAACAGCCUGACUUCUGGUCUUCAAAAUCUUACUUAUUCUCUAGGUCCCAGGAAUGAUGACCUUUCACAUGACUAUGCCUCUCAGCCAGCAAAUCUUCAGUUUCCUCAUAUAAUGUCACUUCCCGAAGACAUCAAAAGCUCCUGCUUCCAGAGUGGGAAUAAACGGAACCAUGAACCCUUUAUUGGUCCAGAACGAUUUGGAAACAGCACUGUGGGCUUUGGCACUAACAUUCAUUCCCAGGCACCAGAGAAAGUGACACUUCUUGUAGAUGGCACACGUUUUGUUGUGAAUCCACAAAUUUUCACUGCUCAUCCGGAUACCAUGUUGGGAAGGAUGUUUGGACCAGGAAGAGAGUACAACUUCACACGGCCCAAUGAAAAGGGAGAGUAUGAGAUUGCUGAAGGAAUCAGUGCAACUGUAUUUCGAACAGUAUUGGAUUAUUACAAAACUGGUAUCAUCAAUUGUCCUGAUGGCAUCUCUAUCCCAGACCUUAGAGAUACGUGUGAUUAUCUCUGCAUUAACUUUGACUUCAAUACUAUCCGAUGUCAAGAUCUGAGUGCUUUACUGCAUGAACUGUCUAAUGACGGUGCUCACAAGCAAUUUGAUCACUACCUCGAAGAACUAAUCCUGCCUAUCAUGGUGGGCUGUGCCAAGAAAGGGGAACGAGAGUGCCACAUCGUUGUGCUGACAGAUGAGGAUUCUGUAGACUGGGAUGAAGACCACCCCCCACCCAUGGGGGAGGAAUAUUCCCAAAUUCUUUAUAGCUCCAAGCUCUAUAGAUUCUUCAAAUAUAUUGAGAAUCGGGAUGUUGCUAAAACAGUGUUAAAGGAACGGGGCCUGAAAAACAUUCGCAUUGGAAUUGAAGGUUACCCUACCUGUAAAGAAAAAAUUAAGAGAAGACCUGGUGGCCGGUCUGAAGUAAUCUAUAAUUAUGUGCAGCGCCCCUUUAUCCAGAUGUCAUGGGAAAAGGAAGAAGGAAAGAGUCGCCAUGUGGAUUUCCAGUGUGUUCGAAGCAAAUCCCUCACUAAUCUGGUAGCUGCUGGAGAAGAUGUCUUGGAGGACCAGGAGAUAUUAAUGUAUCACCCGCCCCAAGUGGAUGAACUUGACCGGCUAAAUGCCCCACUUUCUCAGAUGGUUUCUAACGACUUUCAGGAUUAAGGCCAGCUGUGGGUCCACCUCUCUCCAGAGCUUUUCUGUCUGGGUUGCCCAAAGCCAGUCCUCCCCAUGAGUAAGACAUGCUUCUCCCCCGUCCUUUCCCUUUUUCCCGUAAUUAACGUGUGUCAUUUUCAGUAUGUCUGUACCUCCAGCAGGGGAUGAAAAAGCACUCACUGGUAAUUAAGCUACCAGCUUUGCAGCAGCCCUGGUAACUUGAAAUUUUAUGUCUGGUGCUGUUCACUAAGUCUGCAUAAUUGCAAAAGCAGGAAAGGAAGUCGAGACUCCUGUUGCCUCAUAUUCAGCAAAGCAGUUCUCAUCCUUUAUGCUUUGUUCUUGGCUUUUGUUUUGUUUUGUUUUAUACCAGGCAAAUUACUUAGCAAAGGGACCAAACUUAAAAGGUGACAAUCUCUAUCUUCUACAAGUAGACAUUAAUGGGAUACUUGUUAGAGGUUAAAGAAAAUGCUGUUCCUGGUGGCAUCUGCCUUCAGAUUGCAUCUGAGAACUAGACUCUCAUUCAAAAUGUCUAAAAGGAAAUUCUUAAGUGCUUAAAUUCAGUUUUGUUUUUUCAUUAAGGCAAAGAACAAUCCAAAACCACAUAGAUUCUGUGACAGGAAGGAUAAUGGCAUAACAAUGUUUAUGAAAUCUUUUUAGCUUCAUGGUGUUUGAGCCUAAAUAAAUUACUCAUUUGGAAUGAAACUCACAACUCAAGUAGAACCUCCGAAUCAGGCCACUUUGAUCAUCCUGGCUUGGAAUCUGGUGUGAAGCCAUAAAUCUUCACCCUAAGGCAACACAAUCUUCACCCUAAGGCAACACAUUGCUGUGGGUAUGUCUGGCAGGCCAUAGAUAUGGCUUAAAGGUCUUCAAGAUGUGGGUAAAAAUUUCUCACAGGUGUUUAUUUAGUUUCUCAAUAGAAAGACUUAUAAGAGCUCCAGGCAGGGAGCAUUUGGGGUGAAGCUGGGUAGGGAAACAUCACCUGCCCUGGCUUUGUCCCAUUACAGGGUUUUUCUUUGUAUAUUUUCAUACUAUGGAAUUUUUUUGGAUACUAUGAUAUUUCAGUUUUUGAAGUAGCCUGUGCGUUGCUCACACUGGGUAAGUAAACUAUACUAAUGUCAUCCCCAAAGGAUGAGUUGAAAGGAAACUAGACCUAGAAAUUUUGCUUGAUCUGUUAGCCCUGUGUUAACAAUGCAUCAACCCAGAUCACUCUCCCCUGUAGAGGUAAAUCUGCCGGUGUCACCAGAUCACUCUUCCUAAGAAAAUGCUCCCAGUACUGAACCAUCUUUCCAGAUGUCCCUAUGGCUGUUAACAGCGGAGCUAAAUUUAAACUCAUGUGUCAUGGGAUUAUCUCCCAUUUUGUGGUAGAGGUCGGCCUUCUAAUAACCUACCCAGAGCAUUUACUCGUCACAGAUUACAAAGAGGCACAUAGUUUCCUCCAAGUUAAGAACAUGACUAGUUUUCUUAAAUUCCAUUCCCAUAAGAUACUAUAGGGCAAGCUACUUGAUUUCAUUUUGUGACUGCUCUAGUCAGAGUCCUCUCAAAGGUGAAAUCAGAUGAGUAUUGAAACCUGCUCUUUCCAGGCCUUUAGAACAAGUGUUCUCAAGAAGUGUGUUCUCUGUGCAUGUGAUCAGCGUCACAGUGGAUGCUCUGUUCCUUUCUCUGAAAAAGUAAUGAGUUAAAGUGAACCAUCUCCCACCUCCAGAGUUCUUCUGAUUGCCAUUGGCAUCCAUUUGUAAGGCUGUUGGCCGAGGUCAGGAUUAUUUUGUAGCCAGAGGGUAGUUUUAUUUUUGUGAAGCUAAUUGGCUCAUAUUUGAGGUCAGGUUUCACUUUAACCUUACCAGUACUACAUUCAUAUCCACUAGUAGUUGGCCAACCCAGAUAAUUGUUUAAUGGUGCUUCCUUUAAAUUUCUCAGUUGACUUCCGUGUCAUUACAAAGGAAAUUUGCAUUGAUUGUGUAGUCUGUGAUAUAUGUAACUUGUUAUACAGCUUAUGUGUUAACAUUUAAUAAGUGUAAACACGCAGCUAAUAUUCUUUAAAACUAAUUUAAUUAGUGCUUGCUUAGGUAAAGUCAAGUAUGAAAGUAUGGCAUGUACUUAACACUUUUUCCUAUGUAAAUGAUUAAUUUCCUCAGGCUUUCAAGAACUAGAUCACCAAAUUGGGUGAACAUAGUUUUAACCCCAACCCUGUGGGGGUUUGAGUAAGCUGAAAAUCUGUAGAGGUAAAUCUGCCGGUGUCACCAGGCAGUUGUGACUGAGGGAAAAGCUGGGCCCUCAAAUUCUUUCUGGUAGAGGUGGUUUCUUGUGUGUCCCAUACCCUCCUGGCCUGUAGCUCAGCAUCACUGUGAUUCAGUGGCUCCCCUCGGCUGUAGCUGCUCUGUUCCCAGGGCCGGGACAUUCUGCAAUGGCAGGACCUCUUAGUUCUCAUAGGGACAAGGGCUGGGUUGUGGUCAUGCCCUUCAGAAUCAGUUACUGGCCACCUGGGCAAGAGGUGUUUCUAAUAAAAAGAUGGGAGUCAGUUUUGUUUUUCUAAGUGCCUACAUAAGUAAGCCAGGCUGUUUAUAUAGAAACAUUUUCCUAAGAAAAUGGUUUUAACCUACACUAUCUUACUCAGAGGUAUCUCAGUAAGCCAAGAUGAACCUGAAUUUGAGGUUUAGAAUGUGAGUUUGUGUCUGCAUCCAUUAUCACGUAUAGUUGAGGAAACAUUUGACAUUGAGGAGUUGGAGAGCAGUGGGCAAGGAGACAGCGUUCAAAUGUGCCUGUUGAGAUUACUUAAUGGUUUCCCCAAAGUGGAAGAAAGGUACUGAAAGAAUGACAGCAAAAAAGGUAAGGAAGCUAGAAAGUAGCUGGAUUUGUUGCCACACAGUAUGCAUAAGCCAAUAUUAUUUUAAACUAAAAUUCAAGAGAAUGGCGUUAUCUUAUGUAUACAGGUCUAUGAAAAUACUGUUCCAACGGGUCUUUGUGGAAGUAAAAUCAAUCAGAACACAGGCUUUAACUCAUACUGUCAAAGUGUGAUAAAAUGCCCUCAUUGAGUGAAAAUAGAAAGGGUUUUAGUAAUUUAUUCAAUGCCACUUCUUGCCAUCAUUCUGAAAUUGUUAAAAUGGGCGUAGUGAGUUCAGAAAGCAAACUUGAUGCCUUCUUGGGAGAUGGAGCCCCAUUCGUGCUCUGGGUGGGACCACCUCUGCAGGAGAACACAUUUUCUCUUAAAGGCAAAAUGCUUAUAGGUUUUGCCUCUUUACUUUGUACUUAAAGUUGCACAUGUUCACCUACCAGUUGUUUACAAAAUCCUAUAUUCGAGAUGCUUUUUUUUAAUAAUAAAAUAUUAUCAUUUGUG